AUGUUAAUCCAAGAUUUAUCUUUUCGACAGAUCAAAGAGCGUAGAAGCAGAGGGUUUUUGUUCGAAGGAGGCAUGUCUGUGUUGGGUAGAUGUUACCUGAGGCAAAGGCCGUUCAUGGUACUGGCAGAGAAGGUAAGUUAUCCGGCUUUCUCUUGUUCUCGCAGACUGUUCCAUGUCUCUUCGCUCAUCAAAAACUAUGAAAGCGAAAAGACGACACUAGAUGAAAUCGCCAAAAGCUUGCCUCAAAGCGAUGUUGAGAGUUCUCAAAAACUACGUAACAUUGGUAUCUCUGCACAUAUCGACUCCGGGAAGACGACAUUUACCGAAAGAGUUCUUUUUUACACUGGACGGAUCAAAGCGAUUCAUGAGGUUCGAGGCAGAGACAACGUCGGAGCUAAAAUGGAUCACAUGGAUCUAGAGCGUGAAAAGGGUAUCACCAUCCAAUCGGCUGCCACUUACUGUUCUUGGGAUAAAGACAAUGAAAGCUAUAGAUUCAACCUAAUUGAUACGCCAGGCCAUAUUGAUUUUACCAUUGAAGUUGAGAGGGCCUUGAGAGUUCUUGAUGGUGCCGUUCUUGUUGUAUGCGCGGUUUCUGGCGUUCAGUCUCAGACUGUGACUGUUGACAGACAAAUGAGACGUUACAAUAUUCCGAGGGUCACAUUCAUCAACAAAAUGGACCGCAUGGGUGCUAAUCCUUUCCGCGCCAUUGAGCAGAUUAAUCAAAAGCUUAAAAUUCCUGCUGCUGCAUUGCAAGUUCCUAUUGGAGCUGAAUCCAACUUGAAGGGUGUGGUAAACAUUAUCGAUCGUGUUGCGUUGUACAAUGAGGGUGCCAAAGGUGAGCAAAUCGUCUCGGGACCUGUGCCUAAUGAAUUAUCUGAUCUUGUCGAGGAAAAAAGAGCUCUGUUGAUUGAGACACUUGCAGAUGUCGAUGAUGAGAUCGCCGAAAUUUUUCUCGAAGAGAAAGAACCCACCACAGAGCAAAUUAAAGCUGCUAUUCGCCGUUCCACUAUUGCAAGAAAAUUCACACCGGUUUUAAUGGGCUCAGCCUUAGCAAAUACCGGUAUUCAGCCUGUUCUUGAUGCGAUUGUUGACUAUCUUCCCAACCCAUCAGAAAUUCUGAACACGGGUUUGGACAUUUCUAACAACGAAGCUAAAGUAAAUUUGGUUCCCGCAAGCCAGAUGCCUUUCGUCGGUCUCGCUUUCAAGCUAGAGGAAGGCAAAUACGGGCAACUUACUUACAUUCGUGUUUACCAAGGACGCUUGCGCAAGGGUGGCUACAUCACUAACGUCAAGACUGGUAAAAAAGUCAAGGUCGCCAGAUUGGUGAGAAUGCACUCCAAUGACAUGGAAGAUGUUGAUGAGGUUGGUUCGGGAGAAAUUUGUGCAACAUUUGGUAUCGACUGCUCCUCUGGAGAUACCUUCACGGAUGGCUCAGUGAGUUACUCGAUGUCCUCCAUGUAUGUUCCUGAUGCUGUGAUUUCUCUUUCGAUCACGCCUAAGACCAGAGACUCUACCAAUUUUUCUAAGGCACUAAACCGUUUCCAGAAAGAGGACCCAACUUUCAGAGUACGCUUCGACCCUGAAUCGAAGCAAACAGUCAUCUCUGGUAUGGGCGAGCUUCAUCUUGAAAUUUAUGUCGAGCGCAUGAAACGUGAAUACAAUGUGGAAUGCGUAACUGGCAAACCUCAAGUUUCUUACAGGGAAUCAAUUACCAUUCCUGCGGACUUCGACUAUACCCACAAGAAGCAGUCAGGUGGUGCUGGACAGUAUGGUAGAGUUAUCGGUACACUGGUUCCAAUCGAGGGCUCUAACGCAAAUUCCUUUGAAACAGCCAUUGUGGGAGGUCGGAUCCCAGACAAAUAUUUGGCUGCCUGCGGUAAAGGUUUUGAAGAAGCUUGCGAAAAGGGUCCACUUAUCGGUCACAGAGUACUUUCCGUUACAAUGCUCAUCAAUGAUGGUGCAAUUCACGCUGUUGAUUCCAAUGAACUGGCUUUUAAGACUGCAACGAUGGCAGCCUUUAAACAGGCCUUCCUUACAGCCCAACCAGUCAUUUUAGAACCAAUUAUGAACGUUUCAGUCACAUCUCCAAAUGAGUUUCAAGGCAACAUCAUCGGCUUGUUGAACAAACUGCAGGCCAUGAUUCUGGACACAGAGAAUGGACACGAUGAGUUCACGAUUACUGCAGAAUGUCCCCUCAACACCCUAUUUGGUUUUGCUACGUCUCUGCGUUCUUCGACUCAAGGAAAGGGAGAAUUUUCGCUCGAAUUCAAACACUACGCUCCGGCAUCUCCGCAGUUGCAAAGACAAUUGAUUGCUGACUUCGAAAAACAGCAGCAACAGAAAAAAUGA
Molecule: messenger RNA, 2349 nt
Organism: Lachancea mirantina
Lineage: Eukaryota; Fungi; Ascomycota; Saccharomycetes; Saccharomycetales; Saccharomycetaceae
Source: the annotation of a GenBank genome assembly